AUGAGUUGGGAGUAUAGGGAAGUGAAACAGGAAAUUGAUAGCGACGAUAACGACGAAGUAGGGUUCAGCCCCGAAGUUAGGAACAUACAUCAACCAGAAAUGAACGCGGACAUGAUCCAAGCGUUUGUCGCAAAUGCGGUCAGCACCGCUCUCGUCAGCACGAAGUAUUUAAAAAAUACGACGGCAGCGAAGCCCACUACGAGGCCGUUGUUAUCAUUAGAAACAAAAUUUGCGGUCCCGCUCCUCACGGCCCCCAACACCGUGCUGAAUUUCGAUGCAAUCCUGGCCAGACUAGAUUGCACAUACGCGGACAAAACGUCCCUAAGAGUGCUACGGCAAAAUUUGGAAAUGGUUCAGCAAGGAGAUGCCGACCUUAUGGCAUACUAUGACGAGGUCGAGAGGAAACUCACGCUCGUCACCAACAAAAUAGUCAUGUCACACAACUCGGACACGGCAACCAUCCUAAAUAAGGAGGCCAAUAAUAGAUGUACGAGCACCUAUCCUCCAAUUAAUGAGGCCUCCUUUAACUCUGAAACAAUCACAUCAUUGCUGAAAAACCAGUACAGCAUCGAUGUCGUCAAUGCGCCACCGCUACACAGUAGCUCCAAUGGCCAAGUAGAAAGGAUUACUAUCGAUGACGAGGUGUUUGAGUAUUCAUCGAGGAAGGCGGUGAGCAACGACUCCGUGUAUCUGAACCUCAACUACGCUGUGAAUAAGAGCCUGGGUAUUGCGGCCUCCCCUCUAAUUAACAUCAUGGGACACGAUCACAUACUAAGUUUGCCACUACUACAGCGGUUGAACGAGCAUAACCUGCGUUUGAUGCAGGAGCUCAGAGAUGACGUGUCGGCCGGAGGAUCCCCGAAGAUUUGGUUCGCCGCGAGAGUCGCCGUUAGCCUCGCACUAUGCGGCUGA
Drosophila ananassae is the source of this 912-nucleotide messenger RNA. RefSeq lists its product as uncharacterized. The coding region runs from base 1 to 912 and encodes 303 amino acids. The record is from RefSeq and is a predicted model, not a curated record. The transcript has 3 exons. NCBI's taxonomy places the organism in Eukaryota, Metazoa, Arthropoda, Insecta, Diptera, Drosophilidae.